Medicago truncatula (barrel medic) is the source of this 2229-nucleotide messenger RNA. RefSeq lists its product as uncharacterized. Lineage: Eukaryota; Viridiplantae; Streptophyta; Magnoliopsida; Fabales; Fabaceae. The coding region runs from base 1 to 2229 and encodes 742 amino acids. The record is from RefSeq and is a predicted model, not a curated record. The transcript has 4 exons. Gene Ontology annotation, molecular function: protein dimerization activity; DNA binding.
AUGGCCGUUGGCGGAGAGGACGGCGACGGCGGAGGUUCACAAAUCACAACCAUGGCUUCAGAGAAUGGUAAUGGUGGUGGAGGGGAAACUGGAUCAUCUUCUUCGUUUAGAGGAAGAGGGAGGAAAAAUAUUAGGGGUAAUAGGACUGAUAUUGGGUGGAAAUAUGGAACAGAUGUUAAUGGUGAUGCUAGGAAAGUGAAAUGUAGUUUUUGCGCUAAAGUCAUCUCUGGUGGAGUUUAUAGAUUCAAGCAUCAUCUUGCGGGGACUAGCGAUGAUUCUGGACCUUGUGCACAAGUGUCAGAUGAAGUUAAAAUGGAAAUGUUGAAAUGGGUUGCAACUCUUGAAGAGGCAGCAGAGAGGAAACGAAAAAUGGCUGAAAUUGCUCAGGGUAAUGUAACUGAAGAUCCAGCAUUUGAAGUUGAAGUCUCUCAGCAUCUGCAAAAAGUAAGGGGGAAAGCUAGCGCUUCCGGGACACAAACCAAAAUUGAUGCUAUUGCUAAAAAACCCUUAAAGGUGGAGGCAGAUGAUGCUGUUGCAGAGUUUUUCUACACAAGUGCGAUUGCAUUUAACUGUAUAAGAAAUCCAGCAUUUGCAAAAAUGUGUGUGGCAAUUGGAAAAUAUGGGCCUGACUACAAACCUCCUAGUUAUCGUGAUAUCAGUGAUAAAUUAUUGGUAAGAGCAGUGGAUAGAACUAAUGAAAUUGUUGAUAAAUUUAAGGAAGAGUGGAAGACAACUGGUUGUUCAAUCAUGUCUGAUGGGUGGACAGAUAGGAAAAGACGUUCAAUUUGCAACUUUAUGGUAAACAGUCCUAAGGGGACAGUUUUUCUAUAUUCAUUGGACACUUCUGAUAUUUCCAAAACAGCUGAUAAAGUUUUUAAGAUGUUAGAUGAUGUUGUUGAGGCUGUAGGAGAGGAUAAUGUGAUCCAAGUGGUUACCGAUAAUGCUGCAAAUUUCAAAGCUGGUGGGGAAUUGUUGAUGCUGAAGCGAACAAAGUUGUUCUGGACUCCUUGUGCUGCCCAUUGUAUCGAUUUGAUACUUGAGGAUUUUGAAAAAGAGAUGAUAAUUCACAAUGUCACUAUAAAGAAUGCAAGAAAGUUGACUACCUAUAUUUACAAUAGAACCAUGCUAAUUACCAUGGUGAGGAAGUUCACAAAUGGGAGGGAUUUGAUUAGGCCUGCUUUGACAAGAUUUGCCACUGCAUAUUUGACUAUUGGAUGUCUCAAUGAUCUCAAAUCAUCGUUGAUUAAUAUGUUUGACUCAAAUGAUUGGAAGUCCAGUAGGUUUGCAACUACAGAAGAGGGGAAAAAAAUGGCAUCUGGUAUCUUGGAUCAACGUUUUUGGAAGAAUAUUGGUGUAUGCCUCAAAACUGCAGCUCCUCUAAUGGAUGUGCUUCAUUUAGUGGAUUCAGAUGAAAAACCCGCCAUGGGUUACAUUUAUGAGGCGAUGGAUGCUUGCAAAAAACAGAUUCAAAACAAUUUCAACAAUGUUCAGAAAUGUUAUGAACCUGUAUGUAAAAUUAUUGAUCAACGUUGGAUGGGUCAGCUCCAUAGGCCAUUGCAUGCAGCUGGAUAUUAUCUUAAUCCUCAAAUUCACUUUGGCCCUAAUUUUAAAGGUAACGAUAUUGACAUUAAAAAUGGACUGUUUUCGGUAAUAUCAAAGUUGGUAAGUGAUGCUGCAGAGAGGUCCAAGAUAAAUUCGCAACUUGCAGACUUUCAUUUUUCUAGAGGGCCUCUUUUUGGUUCCGAGUAUGCAAAGAAAGCUAGGGCAGAGAUGCAUCCAGGACAAUGGUGGGAGAUGUAUGGAGAUUAUACACCAGAGUUAAAGAGGUUUGCUAUUCGAAUUUUAAGCUUGACAUGUAGCUCUUCUGGAUGUGAACGUAAUUGGAGUGCAUUUGAAAUGGUUCAUACAAAAAAAAGGAACCGGUUGCGCCAACAGAAAAUGAAUGAUUUGGUUUAUGUGAUGGCCAAUAUGAGGUUAACAAGGAAAGAAACAAGAAAGAGGGAACCAUUUGAAUUUGUUGAUAUUGAAUCUGAUGAUGAGUUUCUAACUAGCAGCACUAUUGGUCUUGAUCAUAAUGAUGAUGGUGAGAAUGUGCAGCUGCCUAUUGAUGUUGAAGGGAGUGCAAGCCAUGUGUUUGGUUCUAAUAUUGAAGACCCUUUAUUAUUUGGAGAAGAAUUUGAUGUAGAUGGAGAUGAAGAUAUAGAUGAGAAUGAUGUUAUGGAACUUUAG